This is a messenger RNA of Scaptodrosophila lebanonensis, 3273 nucleotides long. It is a transcript of the gene spoon, whose product is annotated as A-kinase anchor protein 1, mitochondrial. The coding region runs from base 369 to 2240 and encodes 623 amino acids. Gene Ontology annotation, molecular function: RNA binding. The transcript is spliced from 5 exons. The record is from RefSeq and is a predicted model, not a curated record. Lineage: Eukaryota; Metazoa; Arthropoda; Insecta; Diptera; Drosophilidae.
AAAUAACAUUUUGGAAGUGUAAUUUGUAAAUUCCUUUGAAUCACUUAGUCUAUUUGUGGUUGAUCAGCUAAAUAUCGUGUCUACAGGUGCCACGCGCCUUUUAAAUUAUUAAUAAGUUCGUGUUGGCUGGGAUGGCAACACUGUAUUCGCCGGCCAUGUUAUGAUAUGCAAAGAAAAAGAAGACUACUACUUGCGUAGACACGUGUUUAAUUUGUGCUGCUACACUCUUAUAGAAAAUUGUGUCAACAUUAGCGGAAAAAUAGUGGAAAUUAUAUAAAAUCGUAAUUCAAGUGUGCACAAAUCAAAAGCAAUUCAAAAACAGUUAAUUCUCCCAAUCGUUCAUAAAGAUUCUUCAAUAUUCAGCGAAAAUGGUAUCCGGUCGUCCUCUACUUUAUCUGUCACUGCCUAGUGUAGCAGUUAUACUUGGCUUGUUUUGGUUUCGGCGUAGAAAUAAAAAUCGCAAUGAUGAUGAGGCGGCCACUGCCAAAAUAGCCGGCAGCAGCGGCAGCAAGGAAGUUGAAGAGCCGGCCAUACAGAAGUGCAAAACCAAUGGAGUGCAACAGCAACAAAAACAACCACAACAGCAACAGAAUGGCAAAUUACCGACUGGACAGGCAAGCAAAUCGAUGAACAUCAAUGGCAAUGUACCAAAUGGCGAUGGCAAUGAGAGUCCCAAUGCGAUGUUAUUUGGCAAGUCGGCACCGAUUAAGAUACAAAGCAAUGGGCGCGCUUCAUCGGGCAAACAUCAGCAACAAAUUGAUUCGGAAAUGCUUAAAUCAAAGAUACAAGAUGCCGAAAACAAGAUACUUUGCUCAAUUGAUGAGGACUUUGAGAAUUUGUCAUCGCCCAGAGAUUUGCCCGAUUCGGUUAACAAUCGUAUUUCGAUACACAAUCGUAAGGCAAUAAGUAAGACCGAGGAACCGGUGGUUAUCAAGGCGACACGCACACCCAAAAUCUCUCCCGAGAACUCCUUCUUCGAGAGCAUGUACACCAAGGAGUGUGAGCAGAACAAUAAUUGCGAGAACAGCAGCAGCAACAUAAGCAAUGGAAAUGUGGAUGACCCCAAAGUGAAUUCCUCUGAGGAGACACAACAAACCGUAGAGAAGUCGCUUAAGUUCGAAAAACCCAUGGAGGAAGAGUUACAACAACAACAUAUGAUUGCCAACGCUGUAGAGCAUGCUGUGGAGUCACAAACGGUUGUCAAAGACACAGACUCCGAUGCCAAUGGCAAUCAGAAGCGCACUGUGGACUCGGCCAGUCCCUCACUGAGCAUUUGCAGUGUACAGUCUGGAGAUUCGGGUAAAGGAUCCAGUCUCCCACGAUCGGAGGCGACCCGUGCCAAGACCUCGUACGAGUUCUUCUUUCCCAACAGUCUGAUCGGCCAGCUUUAUGGACGCAAACGUGCGUUCAUCAAUAAAAUCAAGGUUAAGACUUCGGCGAAUGUGGUGCUCAGCAAGACUCGUUACUCAGGCAAGGUGCGCAUCUGCACCAUUGAGGGCACUGAGAAUGAAAUUGAUGCUGCCUUGGAGUUAAUACGCCAACGUUUGCCAGCCGGACGCUAUCCAAAUUUCACAAUGCAAAGAAUCCACUAUGCGCUUCCUCAAACCAUAGUUCCUCUGUCGCCAGAGAGCCUCAUCAAUAUGCAACUUAAACUGAUCGAGGGCAUCAAUAAUGAUGUGGCUGUGACUACGGUGCUUUCGGGCUCGCACUUAUUUGUGCACCACCCCCUGCAUCCUUCACACCCAACGCUGCCCGUGCUACAGAAGAGCCUCUACGACAGCUACUUUAACAUGGAAGCACCCGUGUUGCCGAGCAUUGAGAUCAGUGCCGUUUGUGUCAUGCCCGUUAAUGGGGUAUGGUAUCGCGUGCAAAUCGUCGAUAUUGAUUCUGAGGAUGAGGAGCGCUGCGUCGUCAAAUUCCUGGACUUCGGCGGCUAUAUGAACGUCAAUUUCAGCGAGCUGCGACAAAUCCGCACGGACUUUAUGACAAUUCCAUUCCAGGCAACAGAAUGUAUAUUGUCCAACAUAGAGCCUGUCGACAAAACCUGGUCGGUCGAGGCGGCUGAUAUCCUCAAUCAACUUACCAAAGGCAUUGUCUUGCAAGCACAAGUCGCCGGCUACAAUAGCCAUAAUAUACCAGAAAUAUAUUUAUUUGCUACUUUAGGUCCAAAUAAUGUCAUAUUUAUCAAUAAGGAGCUUGUCGCCAGAAAUCUCGCACGAUGGGUGGAGAUGCGUGACUAACAGCAUUCGUGAACAACAACUAGUAGCAAGUAAAACUAAAUUUGUGGCAGCAAAACCAACAACAGCAACAACAACUGCAACACCCUAAACAAACCAACCAAAACAGCAACAAUAAACUUGAGUCCUAAGGGGGUCGGUCAGAGGCCAUUUUGCACAUGAAAAUAUGACCGAUUCGAUCAAUCUGAUGAUCACAAAUGACCGGUCACAAAAUUAUGAAAGAUUGUGGAAUAUGGCUGCGCUGAGAAAGCCAAUAGUUACAUGCAUAUAUAGGUAUAUACAUACACUUACUAACACUCAUACGCAUACACACACUCACGCCUACACUAACCCGCACAUUUAGAUUCAUGCAUACAUAUAUAGACUAUGUAUCUGUAUAUAUAUUGUGUGUGUGGCCAUAACAACAACAAAUGCCAACAAAGAGAUGUGAAUUGCAUGAGAAUCGGCGAUGGCUUUAAAUCCAGAUAUAGGCUGCUAACUAACCAGCUGUAAUUAGGCUUUGACUUUUACUCGGCAACUAAAUUGAUGGGUGACCUUUAUUUUUUGUUUUGGUUUUGGUUGCACCCCCCCACCCAAGGUUGAGGAACCAACGAACCGCUUAAGAUAUUACCAUACUCAGUUUAUAAGUAGAGUUAGAAGUGUAAAUAAUUUCCUUUUAUAAAAUUAACGGGGUUAUAUAGCAACAGCACCAACUACAAAACCAACAAACUAUAAUUUUAUCAAAUAAUUAACAAAGAUAAACAAGAGUCAAAGCAAAUGCAUUGUUGUGCUACACACAUAGCUAGCUCAUGCAUAAUUACACACGCAAACACAUCUACACACACCUACACACACCUACACCCACACACAGACAAAAGCAACAUCAAUUGUGAAUUUUGAGAGAUUGUUUCAUAUGUGUACAUAAAUAUAGGCUUUUAUAUAAAUGUAUAAGUAACUAUGCUAUGCAAAAUUUGUAUUUCUUAUUAUAUAUAUUGUGUCCUAUUUUUUUGUUGUAAGUUUUUAUUUCUCAAAUGAAUUCAUUUCGUUUUUACUCAGA